GAUACUUGACAGGAAGUUGUACUAUGCAGAUCUGUGCCUCAUAUGCUGAAAUGAAAGGAAAACCCGGAGUUAACGCUUCAAUAUUAAUCUGUUUGAAUCUGCUUUUUUCCACCCGCCGUGUCUUUUCUCCGCUUGUGGAAUGAGUGAAGGAGUUUAGGAUAAGUACAGGUCUAUAACAGCUGCUAUGCAAAAGUCUUGUCAGGACCUGUAUUGCAAGAGAGGGGGGAAGGCAAGGUGUUGUGAAUGUAACUCUGUUCUUUCUCACUGGUACCAUGAAAGAGACGGACAGAUCUUCUGUAAGAAACAUUACUGGUCACGAUUUGGAGAGCAGUGUCAUGGCUGUUCAGAGCCUAUCACUACUGGUCUUAUUAUGGUGGCUGGGAAGCAGAAAUAUCAUCCAGAGUGUUUCCUCUGUAAAAGCUGCAACGUGUUUAUUGGCGACGGCGAUUCUUUCACUUUAAUGGAUUUUACACAUUUAUACUGUGGACAGUGUUAUUAUCAAAAGACAUCAGUGCAGAAUUCUGGGGCAAAAUGUUCAAGGCUUCCUCAUAUGGUGACAUCGAUCUCAUUUCCUCCCUUGGCAGAAAGCAGACGAGGUUUAACUUUUGCUGUGAAACAAAGUCUUGUCGAUGACGCAAGCCCUGUGAUCAGAGUUUCUCAAUUGGACCUGGAUAGCAUGACUCCUGAAGUGAAGCCUUUGAUCCAUGUUGGAGACAGGAUUCUUGAAAUCAAUGGGAUCUCUGUUCAAAACAUUCCACUGGAUGAGUUGGAUCUGUUGAUUCAUGACACAGAGCACUGGCUGCAAAUCACCAUUGAACAUGACCCUAAAGAUCUCACAAAUCACGAGGACCUACUGGGAGAAGAACUGGACCAGCCUGGAUCCUUGGGUUUUUUUCCUCUUCCCAACAGACGAACAGGAAUUCGUUCCAAAAAUAUUCUGCGCAGCUGCAGUAUUGACAAAGCUCCAUGUUCACAGCGACACUUAACACUUCUUUCUCAAAGAAGAGACAUUAAUCGGUCAGAGUCUCUGCGUUUUGACGCAAUGGACAAAACACAACGCAUUUUCCGUCCAUCUGAUCUAUUAUAUGGUGAAGUCCUGGGGAAAGGCUGUUUUGGACAAGCUAUCAAGGUGACACAUGUGGAAACAGGUGAGGUGAUGGUGAUAAAGGAACUUCUUCAGUUUGAUGAAGAGACACAGAAGACAUUCCUCAAAGAGGUCAAAGUGAUGAGAUGCCUCGAACAUCCAAAUGUCUUAAAGUUUAUCGGCAUUCUUUACAAAGACAAGCGGCUUAACCUGAUCUCUGAGUAUGUGCAGGGAGGGACCUUGAGGGAUACCAUACAGAAAAUGGACAAGGACUACCCAUGGAAACUGAGAGUGAGCUAUGCCAAGGACAUAUCUGCUGGAAUGGCCUACCUGCAUUCAAUGAAUGUCAUCCACCGGGAUCUAAACUCACACAACUGCUUUGUCAGAGAGAACCAAUCAGUGGUGGUUGCAGACUUCGGUUUGGCCCAGCUUGUGAAGGAAGAUAAGAAUGUCUCACCUGGUCAAAUGCCUAAAAUAAACAAGCUGGGUCGUAAAAAGCGGUAUACUGUAGUGGGCAACCCAUACUGGAUGGCACCAGAAAUGAUCAACGGAAAAGUCUAUGAUGAGCACGUUGACAUUUUCUCAUUUGGGAUUCUGCUAUGUGAGAUUAUCGGCAGGGUUUACGCUGAUCCAGAUGACCUACCCCGUACUCAGGAGUUUGGAUUAAAUGUGAAGGAAUUUCUGGAGCGCUGCUGGUCCAAAGACUGUCCUGCGGCGUUCUUUCCCAUUGCAGUUUUGUGCUGUGCCUUGGAGGCUGAGAAACGGCCCACUUUUGCGAAAUUAGAGGAGUGGCUGGAGAACCUGUUAAUGCAUUUGGAAAUUGGACUUCCUCUUAUGUCGGAAGUGGAUAAAAUUUGCCAGUCAUUUUGGGAGAACAAUGGCCAAUCCAAACAAACUUAUGGGAUUCCAACCAAACAACUGCGAACUCUGUGUUUGGCAGAAGCUGAGGUUGGAUGUGCUUACAGUAAAGCAGACAAAAGUACAUUAUUCAUGUAAUGAUCUUCAUGUUGGAUUUCUCAGACUGUUACUCACAGUGGACCCCAAAAAGGAUACUUGGGCCACAGCUGAAAAAGUAUGAAUUUUAUUGCAUUAGAUAACAACAUGUGCGAACAUCUGCAAACAAAUAUAAGACCCUUAUUUAUUUUUUGCCAUUAUAGUUGGUGGAUGUAUGAAGUUAAAGGGGCCAUGGUAUGAAAAUCAGACUUUUUCCAUGUUUAAAGGGGGUCGUUCACCGGCCGCGCAGCUCAGCGUCGCGCCGCGUCUAGGAAAACUCGUAUGUAUCGUAAAUCGGAAGUGCACAUUAAAUAGCGCGAGCUUCGUCAGAUAGCGUCUACUUCAAAAUGCAAAAUAUACGUUAGCAGCCAAUGUUAAUCGUUAAUGAUUUGGGACAAAUAUGAUGUUAUUUCAUAUUAAACUUUGUAAGUGGCGCUCUGUGGUGCGACAGGGAUUUGAGCAACUUCCUGAGUCGUAGCUGGGCGGCGCGGACAGGCGCCACCUGUCGGCGCCGGUGUGCGUAUACUCAUAGAAAGCAAUGUGUUUGAGUUUUUUAGAACGGCGUGGCGUGGCGCUGAGCUGCGCGUCCUGUGUGCGACCCCCUUCAGUGCUAUAAUUGGGUCCCCAGUGCUUCUAUCAACCUAGAAAAUGUGAAAAAGAUCAACCCAGUAACUUAGUUUUGAUAAACCAUUCUCUGCAAGCAUGUGAAACAUUAGGUUAUUGAAAUUUGGCUCUCCUUAUGAUGUCAUAAGGAGAUCUUAUUAUAAUAAUACCGCCCCUUAAUCUGCACUAUUCAACCACGGCACAGCCAUUUAGUGCAGAA
This is a messenger RNA of Misgurnus anguillicaudatus (oriental weatherfish), 2900 nucleotides long. It is a transcript of the gene limk1b, whose product is annotated as LIM domain kinase 1b. Gene Ontology annotation, molecular function: ATP binding; protein binding; protein serine/threonine kinase activity. NCBI's taxonomy places the organism in Eukaryota, Metazoa, Chordata, Actinopteri, Cypriniformes, Cobitidae. Gene Ontology annotation, cellular component: nucleus; cytoplasm; neuron projection. The record is from RefSeq and is a predicted model, not a curated record. Gene Ontology annotation, biological process: protein phosphorylation; positive regulation of stress fiber assembly; actin cytoskeleton organization.